Molecule: messenger RNA, 2808 nt
Organism: Phalaenopsis equestris
Lineage: Eukaryota; Viridiplantae; Streptophyta; Magnoliopsida; Asparagales; Orchidaceae
Product: katanin p80 WD40 repeat-containing subunit B1 homolog
Exons: 18
Coding region: 169-2568 (799 amino acids)
Biological process (GO): microtubule depolymerization; microtubule severing
Cellular component (GO): katanin complex
Molecular function (GO): microtubule binding
Source: RefSeq, a predicted model, not a curated record
UCACCUCUUCCCUUUUCCCCGCUCCCCGCUCCGCGCUCACCCAUUCUCUCUCCCCCUCUUCCAUCUCAGCAGCGAAGCUUUCCCACUGGAUUCAAAAGAGCUUAACUCGAUUCGAACGUGGAAGCUCCAUUAGAAGAUCCACUGGCAGAGCUCUCGAUUUGAGUGGGAAUGGCGAAGCGGGGCUACAAAUUUCAAGAAUUUGUCGCACAUGCAAGUGAUGUAAACUGUUUAAAUAUUGGAAAGAAAUCAUGUAGAGUUUUUGUCACUGGUGGUAGUGACCGUGCGGUCAAUUUGUGGGGCUUUGAUUCAUCAAAAUCUUUGCUGAGUCUAUCUGGUCAUACGACUUCAGUCCAAUCUGUAACUUUUGAUUCAGCUGAAGUAUUGGUUCUUGCGGGAGCUUCUAAUGGCACGAUGAAGCUUUGGGACUUAGAGGAAGGCAAGAAUGUUAGAUCUGUAACUGGGCACAGAUCCAGCUGCACCUCUGUUGAAUUUCAUCCAUUUGGUGAGUUCUUUGCAUCUGGUUCUAUGGAUACUGAUCUCAAGAUAUGGGAUAUUAGAAAGAAGGGUUCCAUUCAUACUUACAAGGGUCAUACACGAGGAAUUAAAACAAUCAAAUUCACUCCUGAUGGUCGAUGGGUUGUCACUGGAGGAGAGGACAACAUUGUGAAGUUAUGGGAUUUGACAGCAGGGAAGCUUCUGCAUGAUUUCAAGUUCCAUAAAGGAAUGAUAAGCUGCAUAGAUUUUCACCCACAUGAGUUUCUUCUUGCUACAGGAUCUGCAGAUCGAACUGUGAAAUUUUGGGACUUGGAAACAUUUGAGCUGAUUGGUUCUUCAGGUCCCGAGGCCACAGGCAUACGAUCUAUCAUUUUUCACCCGGAUGGAAAAACUCUUUUCUGUGCAUUGGAUGAAGUUUUGAAGGUUUUAUCUUGGGAGCCUAUAAUAUGCCAUGAUGCUGUUGAAAUGGGCUGGUCUUCCUUGGCUGACCUAAUUAUUUAUGAAGGAAAGCUUUUGGGAUGCUCUCAUCAUCAAAGUCGUGUUGUAGUUUGGAUUGCAGAUAUAUCGCUUAUUGGAUCUUACGCCAUCGGGCCUGGGCUCAAUAAAAAUAGCCUAAUGGAACCUAUUUCAAGUCAAAUAGAAAACUCAUCUAAUAGUCCUGUAGGAGGCGGCACAAAAGGCAAUUCACCGCUGGUUACAGGAGCUGUAGGUUAUGCAGUUAAAACAAAAGGGGAACCUGAAAACCUGUCAAUAAGUUCUAAUGAAUGUAAUCAAAGUCCAUUACAAGAAACUGAUUCCAUCUACUCAGCAACUGUUUCGUUGACUUCAAAUGGUCCGAAGUCAAGACUCUCUGCGGGCAAUCAUAUUGCUAAAAAAAAACUCGAUUCUCCCUUUUCAUCCACAUUGAAUUCUACCGCAUCCAGGGUUGCUAAGUUCACUGAAACUUCAUCAAACUGUUCUUCUAGGGAUAUAUCCCCAAGCACAAAUUCUUCAUUAUUACCAAAUGGUCAUGUUAUGGAGGUGCAUGCUGCACGGAAAAAACAAGAGCUUUCCAUGCCUGUCAUUGUUCCUAGGAGUGUUGUAAACUGCGAAAAAACAGCUGGUUCUAGAGCUGUUAACUCGAAUGCCGAUUCCUCGGCUUGUGAUGUAAUAUCUGGCGAUCAAUUUCAUGUAAGUCAAUCGACAUUUCAUGAUAGUGGCAGUCAAUCUCAAUCGGGUGGGACAGCAUUUCGUUCUUCAAGUUCAAAAUCCAAGCAACUGGGAACAGUUGAAACAACAGCAGCCGGUGGUGGUCAUUGUUUGGAUACCGGAUAUGUUGCAGAGAAAUUUGAGGGAAUCAUGUCCCUUCGGCAGCCUGCCACAGUACAAACUGACCGAAGUGAGGAGUUGGCAAGCUCUAGCAAAGAAAACUGCUCGGUUAAAUAUGUUAGGGGAGUUGCUGUCCAACUUGGGAAGACACGGUCUCUUGUUGAAAGAUUUGAGAGGAGAGAAAGUUUUGGUCCUUCAGCUACCAAAGGAUCAGUUCUAGCGUCAGUAAGGGACAUGAAGUUAGAAGAUGAUUUGAUUUGUGAUCAACUGUCACAAAACCAUGAUGUGUUUGUAAAUUCUCUGAAGUCUCGCCUAACAAAGCUCCAGGUUGUGCGGCAUUUUUGGGAAUACAGUGGUAUUAAAGCAGCAGUGGAUGCAGUGGUGAAAUUACCUGACCAUUCGGUUCAAGUUGAUUUGGUCAGUGUCCUCAGGGGCAAAAUUGACCUCUUCACUCUAGAUCUUUUUUCCUGCUUGCUUCCUUUGCUUCAUGGAUUGGUAAACAGCAAGACUGAAAGGCAUAUCAUUGUGUCCCUCGAAAUGCUCUUUGAUCUUGUUAAAAUCUUCGGUCAGUUAGUCUCGUCGACCAUAUCAGCUUCCUCGUUUGUUGGAGUUGAUCUUCAUGCUGAAGAAAGGUUUCAGCGAUGCAAACAAUGCCAUAACCAUUUGGAGAGAAUAAAGCAAAUUCUUCCAUCAGUAAUCGGGAGAGGAGGCAUAGUUGCGAAGCAUGCGGAGGAAUUGAAUAUGCUAUUCCUGACUCUAUUAUGAAAGCCCUAGAUAAGUAACUUCUGAAACCUUUCACAUUAUUAUGAUGAUUCCAAAUGAAAAAUUCCUAAUUCUCAUAUUUUCAUGACUAGUAAAUCCAGUCUAUAUAUAUAUUUGUACCAUAUUAAUGAAACUCAGGUGCUGAUACACUAUAAAUUUUGAUAAGUUCGGUCUAUGGUUUUGUAUAAUAUGUAAAAUGCUCAAAUUCAUAUAAAUGCUCAAUCGGCGUAGUUUUGGUCUGUA